AUGGCCUCAAGUUUCUCUCCGUCUGGCCAUUUUCCGCAGCGUCGCCGUGUUACCCAAGCCUGCGUUAAUUGUCGAUUGCGCAAGACACGUUGUGACGCUGCUCAGCCGAAAUGCAGCCUCUGCACCACACAGAAUGUCGACUGCGUCUAUCGAGAUGCUCAGCAGCUGCGCAUCGAUCACAACACCAAAGUCUUGUUAGACCGUCUUGAGAUAUUGGAGGAGCGAGUUCUCUCCUCGUUGCCGUCAAAUACACCCACAGAGUCGGCCGCGGACCGGCAAGAUGGGUCAGGAGAACCGGCUUCGUUUGACUUACAGAUUCCCAUCUCACACACUGCAAAUGCAAAUCAUGUCUUUUCAUGGCCUAUUGUUCGUGAGCUUCUGUCUGAGUCGCUGGAUUGGAGAUCAGGCGAUGCAACGGACGUCUUCUUUGAACACAGCUCCUACGAUUCACCAAUCUCCCACCCUCCGGAGACAUGGAGGCUAUCUCAAAACCAGCAACUUCCCUUGGCAGCAGCUCAAUAUCAUGCAUUGCUUCAAGAGUAUUUCCUCAAGGUCAACGUGUUCUUCCCUUUGCUAUUAAUGGACGAAUGUGCCGUACUUCUUGAUAGAACUUUAUCGUCCGAGCUGAGGACUGGUGAGGAACUUGAGGUGUCGACUGCCCAAUAUGCAUUGGUCUUAAUGAUUCUUUGCUUGGCCAUGUUAGUCACAGACGAAGAAAUUCGUACCAUCAUUCCGGUUGAUACAGAAUCGAGUCACAGCGAAACAUCGCUCACUCAGAAAGACCAGAUGCACUCUCAGCUGUGGAAUAAAGCAAAGUUAUGUCUUGGAUGGCUCAGCUCAGAUAUAUCAAUUCCGGCAGCACAAUGUGCAAUGCUUGCUACCAUUUACAUGGGCGCAACAGGGAAUGUUGCUGAAUCCUUCUUCUGGGCUCACUCAACGGCCGUCAAAGUCGAAACAAUCGCACGAUCAAUCUCACGGAAAGGCGAGGCUGCUCCAGAUUCAUUCCGUCGACUUUACUGGAUUUCUUUCAUUUAUGAGGCGGAUUUUGUGUCAGAGAUAUCAAUCACAUUGCCAUCUGGUAUUGCCAGAUAUGAGGAUGCAGUGCCAUAUCCAGACUUUAGCAUUCAGCAUCCUCAGUUAAGCCCGGACCAUGCAGCAACAUCACCUCCCGCUUAUCGAUCGCAAGAAGAGUUAUUCGGAUUCCAGAUAUCGACUAAUGCCGCAAUCCGGAGAUUUCUUAAUCGAGUUAACAGUGUCGUUUACGAUUACAAGGAGCAGUUUCGCACCACUCGAGUCAACUACGCCUCCUGGCUACUCAGAAUUUCAGACGACUUGUGGUCGCAUCAUGAAGCAAUUUAUCAGAACCUGCCCGAUAUCUUACUUAGGAGCCAACCCCAGUUGCCUUCCAUCAACAGCUUUUUCACUCACAUGGACGACGGAAUACCUUCGCAGAACAGGCCGUGGAAUGUCAUCCGAUUGAGAGGACGGUACUACGCUGGGCAGUACAUAAUUCACCGGCCAUUUGUCGAAUUCGCAUUGCUCAACAUUGCCAAUUUGGAUUCACACCCAUACAAGGCCGACGUCUUGAAAAAGGCAAAAAUGUGUCUGGAUGGAUGUCAAGGGUUCGUUGAGUUGUUCGGGGCUCAGCCAGCAAACAGCAUAACUAGCUUAUUUGCAACGGGGAUGGCUGUUUUCACCAUGACGUUGAUACUGAUGGUAUCUUCUGUCUGCUCAAUCUUCCGAGAUAUCUUACCAGCCUCGUUAGAGGCUAGUAUCGCUUUGGGUCAAGAGAUCUUGGCUCGGUUCAGCGGGAAUAUCAAGGAGCUCAAGUGGCAUCUUAACAUCCUUCAGAGAGUUGAUGUGGUAAGGAAUUCCAGGCUGUGA
Molecule: messenger RNA, 1884 nt
Organism: Ilyonectria robusta
Lineage: Eukaryota; Fungi; Ascomycota; Sordariomycetes; Hypocreales; Nectriaceae
Exons: 3
Coding region: 1-1884 (627 amino acids)
Biological process (GO): regulation of DNA-templated transcription
Molecular function (GO): zinc ion binding; DNA-binding transcription factor activity, RNA polymerase II-specific
Source: RefSeq, a predicted model, not a curated record